GUACGGAGGCGCAUUUCGGCGCUCAUUCAUCGCUAGACGGCCCCGCGCGCCGGUACCCUCGCGAGUGACUUUCAGUUUGUGAACCGAAUAUGGACUUGCUCACGAACACAUCAAUGCCCUGUUCAUGGAUGUCUUUUUAACCGGUUUUCCCAAAAGGCUUUUGGUAGCUGUAUCCGUAGUUAUAAUAAUCGCCAUGUGUCUCGACCCCGCGGAGGCUAGAUCCAUCGAACACAAGCGGAGACACCAAAGAAGAUACCCAGAGAUGGCGCAACUUACCAAAGAAAACAUAACGUUACGACGAAACCCCAGCGUCGACCAUUUUAAAAAUGCGACAAGGAAGAUCAAACACAAACUGAGGAAUACGAAGAGGUUUUUCGACCAGGACAAGAAGGUGCUAGUGAGGAACGAGACGAGGGACUACCGGGAGGGCAUGCCGGCGUGGCUGCCAGCUGUCAACUUUGUAGACAUCCACUUUCACGAUUACAAGAUACCUCGGAAGACGGGGAAAUCGGUUACGGAAAGAAAGUUCACGUAUCUGAUGCCGAAGUUGUACAAGACGUUGAAAGAGUACGAGGUGAUCUUCAAGCUGCUCCUCAACAUACAGGUGGACGUCGCGGACGACCCCUUCAACACCUACCUGGCCACCAGGAGGAAACUCCUCAAAGACACCCUCGACAAACUCUCCGCAACCAUCGACGAGGUACACUUCAACAUGGUAGCGGUCAACCUCCCUCCCCCGGUCUUCGACAAGAGCAGGAUGAAGCUCGAAGCCCUGCAGAGGAAGGUGGACGCGACGACGUGUCUAAAGUACGACCACAUAGCGUUCAGAGGCUACGGGAACCUUCUCAACAACUGGAACAGGGAGUUCCGGUGUCCCCUCAACAAGAAAACCGACAGGAAGUGUAGAGUCUUCCACGAGCUCAUGGAGAAAAAGAGAGUCAACAAAAAGAAUCAGAAUACCAGUUAGAUGUGAUCGUUUGUUAUUUAUUGU
Aricia agestis (brown argus) is the source of this 991-nucleotide messenger RNA. RefSeq lists its product as uncharacterized. Bases 125 to 967 code for a protein of 280 amino acids. The record is from RefSeq and is a predicted model, not a curated record. The transcript is spliced from 3 exons. Lineage: Eukaryota; Metazoa; Arthropoda; Insecta; Lepidoptera; Lycaenidae.